CUUUCCUGUUUUGGAAUGUUGUCUGGGUGGACAACUCAUGGAAGGUUAUCUUGUCCAUAUUGUCAUGGAUCUACGGAUGCUUUUCAACUGAAGAAUGGUAGAAAGAGUUGUUGGUUUGAUUGUCAUCGUCGAUUUCUUCCUGUUGCCCAUCCUUACAGAAGAAAUAAGACAUUGUUUAGGAAAAACAAAGUUGUCAGAGACAGUCCUCCUCCAUAUCUCACAGGCCAGCAGAUCGAGGAGGACAUUGAUUAUUACGGAGCUCAGAAAACUGUGAAGCAAGGAGGAAACUGGCAUGUUCCUGGUAAUAUGCCUGAUGGGUAUGGGGUUUCUCACAAUUGGCAUAAGAAAAGUAUAUUUUGGGAGCUACCUUACUGGAAAGAUCUUCUUUUACGCCACAACCUGGAUGUGAUGCAUAUAGAGAAGAACUUUUUUGACAACAUCAUGAAUACAAUACUGAACGUCCCAGGAAAGACAAAAGAUAACAAAAAGUCAAGGAUGGACUUACCCGAUAUUUGCUCAAGAAGUGAGUUACAUAUCAAGAGCAAUGGAAAUGUUCUUGUUCCCAUCUUUCGAUUGUCAUCAGAAGCGAAGUCAACUUUGUUUGACUGGGUUGCAUCAGAAGUGAAGUUUCCUGAUGGUUACGUUUCAAAUCUGUCAAGAUGUGUUGAACGAGGUCAAAAGUUCUCAGGAAUGAAGAGUCAUGAUUGUCAUGUGUUUAUGCAACAACUACUUCCAUUCGCUUUUGCUGAGCUCCUUCCAACAAAUGUACAUGAAGCACUUGCAGCGAUCGGAGCUUUCUUCAGAGACCUUAGCACACGUACGUUCAAGGAAGAAGUCAUCGAACAACUUCAUGAGAACAUCCCGAUCAUAGUGUGCAACCUAGAGAAGAUAUUUCCUCCAUCAUUUUUUGACGUCAUGGAACAUCUAGUUGUCCACCUCCCGUACGAAGCAUUACUUCGCGGACCUGUUCACAAUGGAUGGAUGUAUCCAUAUGAGCGCUCUAUGAAACAUUUGAAGGGGAAAGCAAGAAAUCUUGCAAAGGUGGAAGGUUCGAUUGUGGCUGGAAGUUUGACAGCAGAAACAUCUAACUUCACAUCAUACUACUUUGCUUCAACGGUUCGUAUGAGGAAAAGAGUUCCUAGAAGAUAUGAUGAUGGUGGAGUACCACAAUCUUAUGCAGUAGACGGUGUUCCUGACAUUUUCUGCCAAAUUGGACGGUUUGGUGGUAAACUGAGAGAAGUAUGGUGGUCCAGUGAUGAGGAUAAGCAUAGUGCCCACACUUAUAUUCUGCUCAACUGCGAGGAUGCUGUGAUGCGUUCUUUUGAAAGCUUGUUUGUAUCUCAAGUUGAAGAAGCAAUACCAGGAAUAUCCGGAACCGAGGUGGAUGCAAGGAAAGAUAAGCACUUUGUCAAGUGGUUAAAAGGACAUGUUGAUUAUGACGAUCCAUAUUAUCCUGUAUGGUUUCAUGAUUUGAUCCAAGGUCCAGUAGCAAAGGUCACCACAUCAUCUAUGUACUUCACACGAGGUUUCACUUUUCAUACAUAUGAGUAUGGGAGACGUCGGGCAACAAGCAACUACGGGAUAUGUGUGAAAGGUGAAACAGACUUUUACGGGAUCUUGCAAGAGAUUAUUGAAGUGGAAUUUCCAGGGUUGUUGAAGCUAAAAUGUGUCCUCUUCAAAUGCGAGUGGUUCGACCCGGUGGAGAACCGUGGUGUUCGGUUUAACAAAUUUGGUGUUGUGGAUAUCCAUUCUGGGAGAAGAUAUAACAAAUUCGAGCCUUUCAUCUUAGCUUCCCAAGCCGAACAAGUUAGCUUCCUUCCAUACCCUCGCCUUCGAAGUUCUGGGAUAAAUUGGUUAACUGCUAUCAAAAUAACACCUCGUGGACGGAUUGUUGCUGGAGAAGAACCACCUUUGCAAGAAGAAGAUGCAAUCAAUGAAGUUGAGGUACCUGAUCAACAAACUGAUGAAAUUCUUUUGAUCGACCCGGAUAACCGUCAAUAUGAAGAUCUUCCCGAAGAUGUGACGGAUGAAGCACGUGAAGAUGAGUUCGAUAGAAGCGAUGAUGAUCAUUGUAGUGAUGUUGAUGAGAACUCAAACGAUUCUUCAUGAUGUAAAAUAUGUA
Raphanus sativus (radish) is the source of this 2122-nucleotide messenger RNA. RefSeq lists its product as uncharacterized. Lineage: Eukaryota; Viridiplantae; Streptophyta; Magnoliopsida; Brassicales; Brassicaceae. The record is from RefSeq and is a predicted model, not a curated record. The coding region runs from base 16 to 2109 and encodes 697 amino acids. The transcript is spliced from 4 exons.